AUGGGGGCAACCGCGGACGAGUUCGUGGAGGCCGAGUUCCUGGCAGGCGCCGACGCCUUGCGCCGCCUCGCCGGCGACGACGAGCACGACACCGAGGCGUUCGCGCGGCUGGUGCCGGAACUCGAUGAUGCCGGGAAGCUUCCGGCGCCGGUGCUCGCGGUGCAGGUCACGAGGCCGGCUGGCAACAGCAGCGGCGUGGUGGUCGUCGGCGUCUCCCUCCACCACGCCCUGGCCGAUGGCAAGUCGUUUUGGCAGUUCAUGACGUGGUGGUCAGCCGCAUCGCGUGGAGACUUGCUCGCCGCCGCGCCGGACGACCUCGUGCCGCCGUCGUUCGACCGGACUGCGAUUCGUCACCCCAGCGAAGAGGAGCUCACCGUCUGGAUAUUGCGGUUGAGAGCGCCAAUGCUUCCUACGCUCGGACGGCGGUCGGCAGGCACUGCGUGCCGGCGCACCAGAACCUUCCUCCUCGUCGCCGACGAGAUCCAGUCGUUGAAGCGACGCAUUUCACAACAUCUGCCCAAACCAGCGAGCGCCUAUGUUGCCAUCUCGGUCCUGUCCUGGACGUGCAUCAUCGAGGCCAAGGCGUCGUCACACAUGAUCCACAAUGACGACGACGUCUUCCUGAUGGUGCACGCGGACUGCCGUGGCCGUCUCCGCGGGCCCCCGAUCCACGAGGGAUUCUUCGGGAACUGUGUCAAGUCAUGCUACGCGAGAGCCAGAGCGGUGGACCUGAUGCCCACGCACCGCCUUGGUGAGCAUGUCGACGGCCUUGCGCACGCCGCCGCGGCCAUCCAAGAGGCGAUCCGCGACGGGUUGGAGGCGACAGGGGAGAACCCAUUCUCCAACUUUGGGGAGGUGCUGAAGUACCACAUGGCGCUGCCGCCGGGGAGGGCGAGCACGGUGGGGUCGUCUCAUCGGUUCAUGGCAUACCAGACGGACUUCGGGUGGGGCCCACCUAUCCGCGUCGAGCUGGCGUCCAUCUUCGGGAGCAGCGACAUGGUGGCGCUGCUGGGAGCAAGGGACGGCAGCGUGCAGGUCUCGGUGACGCUCGACGGGGCGUGCAUGGAUGCCUUCGCCCCUGAUUUCAUGGGCGUCAUCAACGGCUUGAAAUUCUAG
Messenger RNA from Triticum dicoccoides, 1116 nucleotides. Its product is annotated as anthocyanidin 3-O-glucoside 6''-O-acyltransferase-like. The transcript is spliced from 3 exons. The record is from RefSeq and is a predicted model, not a curated record. The coding region runs from base 1 to 1116 and encodes 371 amino acids. NCBI's taxonomy places the organism in Eukaryota, Viridiplantae, Streptophyta, Magnoliopsida, Poales, Poaceae.